GCCCCUCCCCCGGCCCAAGGAAUGGGUACCGGGCCGGGGCGUCUCACCCCCUGAUCCCGAGGUGCAGCGUCGCUGCCCGCUCCCGUGCAGAGCUGGCGCUGGGUCGUCCUCUUAGCGCAACCAGAUCCUGCCUCCUGGAGCCCUGCAGGCACUGAGAGCCGUCCGUCCCGCAGUGGCCCCCCAGGCCUCCCUGCAGCACCCCGUAAUGCAAUUCACCGGGGCCAGGGAGGCGGCGGCAGCACCUACGGCGGCGGCGGAGGCGGCACUGCCCCAACCUAGAGACGUCUAGAAAGAGGAGGAACAUGGCUCCGAGCAGGGACCGCCUGCUGCACUUCGGGAUCAAGGCGACAAUGUUCUCAAACAGUGAUGAGGCGGUAAUCAAUAAAAAACUUCCUAAAGAGCUCCUGCUAAGGAUAUUUUCUUUCCUGGACGUUGUUACCCUGUGUCGCUGCGCUCAGGUCUCCAGGGCCUGGAAUGUCCUAGCUCUGGAUGGCAGUAACUGGCAACGGAUAGACCUGUUUGAUUUCCAGAGGGACAUUGAGGGCCGGGUAGUGGAAAAUAUUUCAAAACGAUGUGGAGGCUUUUUACGAAAGUUAAGUCUUCGUGGGUGUCUCGGAGUAGGAGACAAUGCAUUAAGGACCUUUGCACAGAACUGUAGGAAUAUUGAAGUACUAAGUCUCAACGGAUGUACAAAGACAACAGAUGCUACCUGCACUAGCCUUAGCAAGUUCUGCUCCAAACUCAGGCACCUCGACUUGGCUUCCUGUACAUCAAUAACAAACAUGUCUCUCAAAGCUCUGAGUGAGGGCUGUCCACUGUUGGAGCAGUUGAACAUUUCCUGGUGUGACCAAGUAACCAAGGAUGGCAUUCAAGCACUAGUGAGAGGCUGUGGGGGUCUCAAGGCCUUAUUCUUAAAAGGCUGCACUCAGCUAGAAGAUGAAGCUCUCAAGUACAUAGGUGCACAUUGCCCUGAGCUGGUGACUUUAAACUUGCAAACUUGCUUACAAAUCACAGAUGAAGGUCUCAUCACCAUAUGCAGAGGGUGUCAUAAGUUGCAGUCCCUCUGUGCCUCUGGGUGCUCCAAUAUCACAGAUGCCAUCCUGAACGCUCUAGGCCAGAACUGCCCUCGGCUUAGAAUAUUAGAAGUGGCCAGAUGUUCCCAGUUAACAGAUGUGGGCUUCACUACCCUGGCCAGGAAUUGCCAUGAACUUGAAAAGAUGGACCUAGAAGAAUGUGUGCAGAUCACAGACAGUACGUUAACCCAGCUCUCCAUACACUGCCCUCGGCUUCAAGUAUUGAGUCUUUCUCACUGUGAGCUCAUCACAGAUGAUGGAAUUCGUCACCUAGGGAACGGGGCCUGCGCCCACGACCAGCUGGAGGUGAUUGAGCUGGACAACUGCCCACUAAUCACCGAUGCAUCCCUGGAGCACUUGAAGAGCUGUCACAGCCUUGAGCGGAUAGAACUCUAUGACUGCCAGCAGAUCACCCGGGCUGGCAUCAAGAGACUCAGGACCCAUUUACCCAACAUUAAAGUCCACGCCUACUUCGCCCCCGUCACUCCACCCCCAUCAGUAGGGGGCAGCAGACAGCGCUUCUGCAGAUGCUGCAUCAUCCUAUGACACUGGAGGUGGUCGACCUUGGCGAACUGAGUAUUUAAUGACACUUCUAGACAUACCGUGGAGUCUCUCCGGUGGAAGCAACCCCAGCGUUCUGGGCAAGGUUACAAAGCGAGGGCAGCGUCCAGAUCCCCAGAGCCGCACAUACACAGGCACAUGCAUCCUCACCCCAUCUGCUGUGGUUCUGUGACCAUGGCUCUGAUGUUCAUACCGGCUGUAACAAGUGGGUUGGUAAAACCUAACCAUUCCCUUUGGACAUGCCCAGAAGCAAUCGCAGGCCAUGGUAGAGGGAGGGGACAUUCCAGCAGAGCCCAGUGUUACUGCUAAUGUGGUUUCUUUAUUUUAUUAAGGGAUUUCUGUGGGGGUUUUGAAACAGUAACUAUGAUCCUCCAGGGUGAGAGGUAGCAUGGAAAACAAUAUAUGGUGUGUCCAGGGACCAGAAAGAAAACUUCUCUGCAUUGUAGAAAUGCUAGCCAUCCAUUGGGAGAUGCCUGCCUGCGAGACUGACUUCUGGGCUUCCUUGUUCCCAUGCCGACAUGCUGAGCAUGCUCACAGAGAAGGCUCAUCCAAUUCAUCUGGUGUUUUAGUAUUUGACCCAGAGGAUUUUUAGAGGCUGCAUUGAAAUCACUGGGGUCCAAGUAGAAUUCCUUUUCUUAUCUGCUCAGUUUGUCACUGUAUGUCACUGCACCCGUCUUCUGUUCUCUCGCUCACUGCCCUCCCUCCAGUCUGUCUGUCCUCCUCAGGAUGCUGCCCACUCGAUUGUUACUAUGUUGCUGUUGUGUUUACAGUUUGCAUUUUGGAUGAAUUAGUUGGGGUCACCAAACAUUUUUAAAAGAAACAUCAAUAAAUAUUUUUUUAAUCUAACUUUUACCGUCAGGGGACCCUGCCUGAAUCUUUGCCAGUCUGGAAAGAAAUUUUAACAAAAGCAGGAAAGUUAUGAUAAGAAAUAGACUGUUUGGAUGAAAAGAAACUUUUCUUUUGGUUUCUGUUGUAUCCUGUGCUGUAUGCUCGUUUGCACGCUGUGCGCUGUCCCCGGAGUGCUGUCCUGCGUAUUUCCUUCCUUCCAAACUCUCUGAGCUUACUAAGACAAGAGAAGUGCAUUUUAGUGUGUAGGGUGGGUGAUGAAUCCCCAAGCUGAGCCUGGAUGUCCCUACUGCCCAAGCUCAAGCACAAAUGACCAACAUCCUGUGCCAGCAGGCAUGUGGGUGUGACUCUGCCUGUGUCUGAGUUACCUGACUGAGUUACUUGCUUUGCGGCAGUGCUGCUGGGGUAGGGGCUGCUGCCGGUUUCUUGAUUCCCCUCCCACAUUUAAUCCCAUAAGGGAUACAAGAAGAGCUGGCUGCCUGUGUGUUAACAGAAGACCUGAGCAUCUCAGUUGUCUCUCUGUAGACUUCCUCUGAAAGGAGAUAUGAAGGCAGCCAGCUAGGAGCACUGGGGCAGCCAGAGAGCCUGGAGAGGGAGUGGGGGCUCAGAGUCUGUACCAAGCCUGGGCACCUGACACCAGAGCAUAGGGAACAAGUCUAGUACCUAUGGCUCAGAGUCAAGAAAAAGCAAGAGAAAUGAGUUUCUAAGGCAUAUUUCUAAACUCCAAUGGUAGAAGCCUUGUGUGAUAUUCAUUAGGGUAUCGGGGGAGAGGGGCUUUCAGGACAUGGAUGUGCAAGCCUAUGAUCCUGGCUGUUUUAAUGUAUAGGUGCAGGCUCUGCCAGAAUAUAUAGGAAUAAAGUCUGAUAUAUUUCUCCAUUAAUGUAGAAAACAAUCAGAUGAAAGGCCCUCAAAUGCUAUACUACCACAUUUAUUUAUCGUAUUAAACAUAUUUAAAAUCUUAUUUUAUUAUGCUCUUUUGAAAGCUAAAUUACUUGUGUUUUUAUUCCUUUUUCUUUGAACAUAAGUUCAAAUUACCUUGAGAGAAAUCUCUUUUCCUCUGAGACCGACCUUCUUGUUACAUUGCUCACCUGACUGGUCUCAGUCACCUGACUCCAGUCACCCUCCACUUUAGCCAGCAGCACCCUGAGAGGCUGGGACUUGGCUGGCUAGUCCUGCUUUACCUUACAGGGAUAUUUGCGUACCUCCUACCCCAAGACAAAGUCUACUCUGUAGCCGGGCUGGCCUGGAAUUUGUGGUUAUCCUUUUGUCUCAGCCUCUGUAAUCCGGGGAUUAUAAAGUUAGGCUCGGCGCACACUUACUUGUAUACACACUUGCAGAUGUAUUUAGAUGUAGAUCUUCUAGGUCUUUCAAACAAAACCAAAAGAGGUUGAGGGACCAUCAACUCUUAAACUAUGUUGUUUUGUUUUGUUUUUCCCUAAGUGCCUAACAAGUUGACAGUGAGACCUGAACACUGAGCAGGUAGUGCACUCGGAUUCGAUUGCCCCAGUCCGAGUCAUUCGGGUACUUCCUUUUUUUUCCAUUAAAGUUUGAGUGAGUCCCUUAAUUACUAGUGUUUCAAAAGUCUUGAAAGUGCUGUCUGCCUUCUCAGAGUGUAUUGCAGCGCGCACUGCACACACACACACACACACACACACACACACACACACACACACACACACACGUUCAUUGGCUUUGUCUUGGUGACCCCUGCUGGUAAGGCAAGAACACAGGUCCAAAGGAGGGGGUACAGCACUGGCUGCAUUCGAUCAGGCGGGCGUCAUGUUCCUUUCUUAAGUAACAGCGGGCCCAUCAUGCAUGGAGGAGUAGAGAGAAGCUCCCUAUGCAUGGAUUACUUGUAAGAAUUCGAUAGGGUUUUGGUUUGGUUGGCUGGGUUUGAGUUUGUUUUUAGGACCGUGGAUGGAACCCAGGGCCUUCUCAAGCAUUCAGCAAAUGCUCGACCACUGAGCUAUAUCUUCCGCUCUAGUAAAGUUUAACAUGAAAAAUGCCUUUUUAGGAAAGCCUACUGGGGGCCGCCACAAUGGCUGGAAGCAUGCAGCCCUAGAGUUCGGCCUCCUGAGCACACACAAAAGACUGGGAUGGAUUUCUGUGAGUCUGUAAUUCCACCGCUCCUAUAGCCAGAAGGUGGGUGGAGGCAGGAAGAACAGGCCGGAGGCUUGAGGGCCCUCAUUCUGGAGCACAUACACUGACAGAAGCCAAAUAGAACCUGCUUUACCAAGGUGUGCAAGGGAGAGAGUGACUCCAGGAAGUUGUCCUCUGACCUCCACGCAAGGUGUGGCAUGUGCAAGCCUGCCUUUCACAAUAAAAAUAGGAAGAAGGAAAGGAGGUAUUGAGGGUUGUGCCUGUAUCUCAACACAAAAGAUGCAGAGGCUGGGGGGUGCUGCUGGUACCCGACCAGACCUGGAUACAUAGCCAGGGACUGUCUCGGGGUGGGGCGGGGAAGCCUGUGAGUCCAUUUGUCUCAUUUUACACCCAAUCCCGAACAUGCCUUUUACAAUGGGGAAAGAAAAGAAAAGUGAGGCCUAUGGGCUCAGGUCUGAGAUGAAAAGGCUCUGAGUUUGAGGUCAGCUUAGGCUACACUGUGACACUGUUUCAGCAAGGCAAGCAAAAAGAGUAAGGCACUCUCAAAGAUGUUCCCCUAGCCUCCAGGUGGCCAGGAGGGAUUGCUAUUAUACCUGGAGAAAGAUCUUGAAUAUAUAGACGUCGGUUGUAGGCCCUGUCCCCCUGUGUCAUCUGUAGUAUUCUACCACCAUUAACUGCUGCCGCUUUAUUAGCCCUACGAAUGUGGCCACCAAUCUCUCUGGUUCUUCCAGCACCCGCCCUGCCCUCUGUCUAAAAGUCUGUUGCAUUUUGGCAUCCAGUCUAUCUUUGGACUCCUUUCCCUGGUCACAGAGAGCUGUCGUGGGCAGAAUGGAUUACAGUACAGUAGAGUGGAAGUGCCUUGGGUUAUUUCUUACGUGAUGAUCCGUGGUGUUUGGUUUUGGACUUUGAGUUGAAUUUGAGGUCUAACUGGCUCUGAGGAGUAUAGAGACCUACCAUCAUCUCUCCCUCUAUAUUUCAAAUAUUAAACCACUCUGCUUAAUGUUUUAGAAAUGCAUUUGACUACCCCUGCUUUCACCCUGGCAGUCUUUCUGGAGGGGGUUGUUUUUGUGAAUUUCUGGUGAGAUUUCUGUCUACUAGGUUGAUGUAGUAGACAUGUAAGUCAGAAAUGGUAUUUUAAGUGUUUCCCAGGGAAGGUUGGUGAGUAACUUACCGCGCGUUGUUUUGGGUGUUCUGUACUGUUUGGAAUGUUUGUCGUAGCUAUGGGCCACUGAAGUCUAUUUGAUAUUUUCAGUUGUCUUUUAAAAUGUGUUUGAAACAUGCCUUGACUUGACAUUGUUAGGGCGGAGGAGAGUUGUCACUGGAAAGGAGAGAGACUCCCUGCCUAUCCAUGGGCAGCCUGGGAGGUGACAGCAGUGAGACUUGGAAGGCCUCAUAGAUUGUGACUGAUCUUGGGCUGUUGAGAUGGCUCAGCAGGUAAAGGCCGUUUGCAGGCCAGGUCCGACAGCCUGACUUGUGACAGUGACGGAACAGAACUGACGGCUGGAAACUGUUCUGACUUCCAGGAUGUACCACGGAAUCCAUGUACACACAUGCGUUACAAUACAAGAUUAUUUAAAAACCAAGACUGAUCACUCUAAAGUCAGGCAGCUCACCGAGUCAUCAGUGAGAGGGUAGACAAGGAAUGGGCCCCGUUGAACCUUUUCUGUGCUGUGGUUUCUGCUGACAGACCAGAGGAUAAGCCCAGCCUUCUCUGAGAAGAGCUAGCGUGUUUGCUUGGAGGUCUUAAAGCAGAAACCCUUAUAUGACCUGAAGACAAAAAAAGUCAGAGGGAUGCAGGAGAGAAGGAAUCACAAACCUCCUCAGAAGAUGCAGAAAGGACAUGAUUAGCCCUCCUGAUUUGAGAAUAAAAUUUGGCUGUAAAUACAAUAUCCAAAUGUCCUGACUUCACAUCUUCAUUCUCCAGAAAAAAAAAAAAUUAAAAAUAUCUACAUAUGCUAUUUAAGCACCGGCUGCUGUAACCCUGCCUCCUCCCUUUUACCUGCUGGAAACUACCACAGGAGGCAGGGUGUUCUGUUGUGAAGGGCUUCUGGGGCUUCCCACUGGAGCCCGAUCCACUGUGUCGUGCACUCUGAUUUCUCGGCACAUCGAUUCUGCAUCUCUGGAGGCUUUCGGUUAUUUAUUACCCUCUCACUUGAGUCUGAAUGAAUCCUGGGGGGUUCAAGGACGUGAUGUGUAAUACUUGAGAGGGAAACGCUUUUGUUCUACAAACUACAUGUGGAAAGUUGGAGAACAGCCACCUGCAAUUCUUUGGUCUCUGCCACACGAGUGUGUGGUCUAAGGCUUUGUGGAGUCAAGUUUACUAAAGUGUCAGUACUUCUCAGCCAGGGUGCUUGUCAGACAAGAGCCCUGAGCAAGCAGAAACCUAGUGACACUUCCCACUAUAUGUCCCGCCAAGAGCUGGCACAGAGAAAUGACAGGCAAGGUCCAUGAGAGCAUGCUUUUGCUUCAAGAAGCCCGUCUGCCCUGCGCUCAUGAGACUGCUCCUUGCCAUGGGACACAUUUACUGGGUUUUUCCUGGCAUCAACUCCAUGCUCUUUUGGUGGGAAGAAGGGCUUCCUUGCUUCUGGGGACAGCAUUAGUCCCAGGACAGGAGUAUGGACCGUAGACAACAGUCCUCCCCAUACAAAGGGGUAGCAAUAGACAGGCGUCCUCUGCCUGGGCCCAGGAGAUCUGUGAAGUUACAGCCUUUUGCUCCGUUUAUCGUGUUAGCUCCGAUCUGCCCUGUAUUGCUGCUUACGUGUUUCUUCCUGUACCCUAACGUUUCACUCUCAGCUCCCCCAAAACAUUCAACCACUCACAAUUUGUAGCACUGGAGAAUGGGGACUUCUAUAAAGUCUUAAAGGACUGAGUGAUGUGGCUCAUUAGUUAGCUCCUCCUCUCCCUGGAGACAGAGUGCCCUGGGGCUGUAGCAGGAGGAACCUUGCUGUCCGUCGAUGUCUGGGUUUCCAUAGGAAGGCUUGCUCCUUGUAGGGAUCAUUUCUUACAUAUUUCUGACGACUGUUAAUCUCUAACAAGUGGUAAGCCUGAUUCCUAUGACACCCCUCACCCCACACACACUCAUACUCGACACACUGACACCUAGAUCCUGUUGGCACGUCCCAGAAUCUUUGGGGCAGCUCUUCCUCCCUGACCCCAAGAAUCAGAGAGUACCGGUACCACCCCAAAGGGUGUCUGGAAGAGGCUUGAGCUCAAUUUCUCCUUUUGUUUCUCCACUCUGGCCACCUCUGUUUUUUGUUUUUGUCUCCCAGGAACUAUUUCCAGUUACUAUCUCCUGGUGGUAUCUUCUGCUUACCCCUGCCCACCUUCCAGUGACCCUGAGGGCACAGACCUGAGUGACCCGUGUGGCCUGUGCAGAGCUCAGAGCACUGUGAGGCCACUCAGGGACAGAUCGGUUGGUACCUGGUGCUGCCUGCAGAACUCGGUCUUCAGUCCUGCACACCCCCCACCCCACUCCGCUGACUCCCUGAGAGGUAGCAGGGCAGUCACAGUGUGACCCCUGUGCCCUAGCUGCUGGGCCUGACCUGGACAUAGCUGUAUGGGGCUGCUGCUUGCUUGUUUUCUCACCAGGCCUGCGCCAACACUUGGCCACUCCCCAGGCCCCCGAAACUGUUCCCCAGUGGGGACUUAACACCACCUUCCAUUAGCUAAGUGACUGUAUGCACACCUCAUACUUCCAGCAUCCAAGGAUGUGGAGGUGAGGAGGAUUGUUUUAAAUAAAUAAAAUCCAAGGAGUCAGUAGACGAUUCUUUUUGCUUUAAAAUCUUUGGACUAAAGAUAUGUUUUUAUAUAUAUAAAUAUAUAAAGUAAAUUGUUAUGUAACUAUUAUUGUUUCCUGUAUGUUCUAAUUUUGUUUUAUGAUGUAAUUAAAGGAAAUAAGCUGUGAA
This is a messenger RNA of Mastomys coucha (southern multimammate mouse), 8485 nucleotides long. It is a transcript of the gene Fbxl20, whose product is annotated as F-box and leucine rich repeat protein 20. The record is from RefSeq and is a predicted model, not a curated record. Lineage: Eukaryota; Metazoa; Chordata; Mammalia; Rodentia; Muridae. Bases 303 to 1619 code for a protein of 438 amino acids. Gene Ontology annotation, molecular function: protein binding. Gene Ontology annotation, biological process: SCF-dependent proteasomal ubiquitin-dependent protein catabolic process. Gene Ontology annotation, cellular component: SCF ubiquitin ligase complex. The transcript has 15 exons.